Molecule: messenger RNA, 1660 nt
Organism: Sorex fumeus (smoky shrew)
Lineage: Eukaryota; Metazoa; Chordata; Mammalia; Eulipotyphla; Soricidae
Gene: HHEX
Product: hematopoietically expressed homeobox
Exons: 4
Coding region: 6-815 (269 amino acids)
Biological process (GO): cell differentiation; regulation of transcription by RNA polymerase II
Molecular function (GO): DNA-binding transcription factor activity, RNA polymerase II-specific; RNA polymerase II cis-regulatory region sequence-specific DNA binding
Source: RefSeq, a predicted model, not a curated record
GCGCCAUGCAGUACCCGCACCCCGGAGCCGCGGCGGGCGCCGUCGGGGUGCCGCUGUACGCGCCCACGCCGCUGCUGCAGCCCGCGCACCCGACCCCGUUCUACAUCGAGGACAUCCUGGGCCGCGGGCCCGCCGCGCCCGCCCCCGCCCCCACGCUGCCGUCCCCCAACUCCUCCUUCACCAGCCUCGUGUCCUCCUACCGGACCCCCGUGUACGAGCCCACGCCGAUCCACCCCGCCUUCUCGCAUCACUCCGCCGCCGCGCUGGCCGCCGCCUACGGACCCGGCGGCUUCGGGGCCCCCCUGUACCCCUUCCCGCGGACGGUGAACGACUACGCGCACCCCUUGCUCCGCCACGACCCCCUGGGCAAACCCCUGCUCUGGAGCCCGUUCUUGCAAAGGCCCCUGCAUAAAAGGAAAGGCGGACAGGUGAGGUUCUCCAACGACCAGACCAUCGAGCUGGAGAAAAAGUUUGAGACCCAGAAAUACCUCUCACCGCCCGAGAGGAAGCGUCUGGCCAAGAUGCUGCAACUUAGUGAGAGACAGGUCAAAACCUGGUUUCAGAAUCGACGCGCAAAGUGGAGAAGACUUAAACAGGAGAACCCACAAAGCAAUAAAAAAGAAGAACUUGAAAGUUUAGACAAUCCCUGCAACCAGAGGCAAGACCUGCCCAGUGAACAGAGUCGAGGUGCUUUGGAGAGCUCGCAGUGUGCUCCCUCCCCGGCCUCCCAGGAAGAUCUUGAGUCUGAGAUUUCUGAGGAUUCUGACCAGGAAGUGGACAUUGAAGGGGAUAAAGGCCAUUUUAAUGCAGGGUGAUGACCCCUGACAUUAGCAUCUUCAGGAAACUGGACAUGGGAAUAACAUAUGCUACAGAAAAGCUCCAUGAUGAGCCAGAAAACUAAACUGUCUGACAAAGGGAAUUUUCUGGUGGUCUGAAAACAAAAAUAUCUGGUGCACUGGCUAAAUAACAUACUCACAUUGAAACCUUAACUCUGCCUUAAGAAAUGGUGUAUGUACUGGUUUUAGGUUCUAUGAUAAAGUGACUUAACUGAUUAAAUCUCCCCCUUCCCCUCUUAUGAAGAAUUUUUUUCUAUUUAUAAAAAGUAAUUUUGGAACUUUAAGGUUUAAGUUAUAACUAAAGAAUUUAAUAGAAUCUUCCUGAAUGACUUUUUUAAAAUCAGUUCUAUGCAUAUCCCACUUAAUAGAAAAGUAAAGGGGCACAGAGCUUUGGGAAAGGAGCCCACUUUUCAGAUAACCUUGAAUUCUUGAAAGGAAACGUUUUUUAUUUUUAUAGAUGACAUUGUUAAACUGCCUUAAUCCGAGACUAUUUCAGAACUCUUGGGGUCUUAUGUGUGCAUUUUUACCAGAAAUAUAUAGUCAAUAAUCUUAAAUGCGGUAUUGCACUCUGCCUCAAUACCUGUCUGACCAAGAUGUCAAGGUUAUAGUAGCGUCCAGUUGAAGCAGAAAAACUGACUUGGCAGGUGACUAAAGUUAAUCACAGUUGAACUAGAAGUAGCAGGUUAAUUACUUGUAAGUAGACUGUAGAUAAUUGUUUUAUAUCAAACUGUUUAUAAUGUGUGUAUAUAUAAUUGUCUUCUGUUAAUAAACAAAACCAAAGUGGUGUUUGUGUUUUUAAAUGAGUAACUUGUCUAUAAAAUAAA